AUGGCCUCCUCGACCAAAACGAUCCAAACAUAUGAGGACUUCGUGGAAGUUCACGGUCUGUUAUUGGCAGCUUCAGGCAUACCUCAGUCACUGCACCGCCAAUUGUUCCACAAGCUCUCCACCGAGACCUUCGAUGGCGGCGACUACUUCCAGGUCGAGCCAGUCGACGAUGGUAGACAGAGGAGGCUUGUACUCACCUCCGAUUUCUUGGGGAAGGAGUCCAUCGUUUUUCUCGUUGACCAUGCUUGGACAUUUCGACUGUCUGACGCUUGUAAACAGUUGCAAGAAGUUCCGGGGUUGGCAGAGAGAAUAGCUUCUUUGAUGUGUGUGGAUAUUGAUUUGAUUUCAGAGGCUGAUGAGACGGAUACUGCGGCUGAAGACUUGGAUGAAAAUGGUACUAAAUUGAGUGCUGUGGAGAUAAUGGAGAGGGAAGUUUGUAAAGCGAAAGAGAAAGGCGAUGAUGCUGUGAGAUGGUUGGAGCUUGAGGGGCUUGACAUUGACGAUGCAACGCUGUUGUCGCUCCAUUUGCCUAGUAGAUUUCCUAAUCUAUUUGCACUUAGCCUGUGUGACAACAAGCUUGAGGAUGUGGGUGCUAUUACUGAUGAAAUUACCAAAUUUGAACAACUUAGAGCUCUCUGGCUGAACAACAAUCCUGUUCUACAUAACUGUAACAAUCACAUGGCAGAUACCAUUUUUCAAGGUUGCCCAAAAUUAGAAAUUUACAACUCCCGUUUCACCCCUAAUUUUGGUGAAUGGGCAUUGGGAUUUUGUGGAGGGAUAUAUGGCAAAGACAAUCCGGGUAGUGCCCAUCAAGGAGGCCAUCCAUUGCGAAGUGUCACAUCUCUUGACCUUUCAAAUCGGUGCAUUCAGAAUUUAAUCAGGAAGACAUUUUCCCCAGAAGAAAUGCCAUCUCUUUUAUAUUUGAAUCUUCGAGGAAAUCCACUGGAACAGAACUCAGUCUGUGACUUGUUGGAGCUUCUAAAGAGAUUUACUAGCUUGCAUUCUCUGGAGGUGGAUAUUCCAGGCCCUCUGGGAGAAAGUGCUGCUGAAAUUCUUGAAUCUCUUCCACAUCUUUCUCUGCUGAAUGGGGUCAACGCAUCAAGAAUUUUACAGUCUGGGAAGCAUGUGAUUGAUUCAAUGCUUCAACCACGCCUUCCUGAAUGGAAAGCUGGGGAUUCUCUGACUGAUCGUGUUAUCAAUGCAAUGUGGUUGUAUUUGAUGACAUAUAGACUUGCAGAUGAGGAAAAGAUAGAUGAAACCUCUGUAUGUUAUGUGAUGGAUGAGCUGGGUUCAGCUUUGCGGCAUAGUGAUGAGCCAAAUUUCAGAGUGUCUCCCUUUCUCUACAUGUCAGAUGGCAAACUAGCGUCAGCUGUGAGCUUUUCCAUUUUAUGGCCUACUGAGAAUGUCCAAAAAGGUGAUGAGUGCACUCGUGAUUAUCUAUUUGGUAUUGGGGAGGAGAAACAACGUUCUGGCAGACUUGCUGCUUGGUUCCAUACCCCACGAAAUUAUUUUGUUAAAGAGUAUGAGACACUUUGGCAGAAAUUGCAAUUGCCAAGAUGUGGUUCUCCACCUGUGAAGCCAUCCACAACCAAUAGUCUGCUUCGUGGUGAUGGAAGUGCUUUACGUGUUUACACUGAUAUACCCCAAGUGGAAGAAUUUUUGACCCGUCCUGAAUUUAAAAUAGCAACUGACCCAAAGGAGGCAGAUAUAAUAUGGACAAGUAUGCAGGUGGAUGAAAAUAUAAAGAAGGUCGUGGGAAUACAUGAUCAACAGUGUAUAAAUCAAUUUCCUUUUGAGGCUUGUCUCGUCAUGAAACACCAUUUGGCAGAAACAGUUCAGAAGGCACAUGGAUCUCCCAACUGGUUUCAGCCUACUUACAACCUUGAAACACAGUUAAGUCAAUUUAUUGGUGACUAUUAUGUACGUGAAAGGGAUGGGCUUAACAAUCUCUGGAUCUUAAAGCCAUGGAACAUGGCAAGAACUAUUGAUACAACUGUCACUGGCUGUCUAUCUGCUAUCAUCCGUCUCAUGGAGACUGGUCCAAAAAUAUGUCAGAAGUAUAUUGAGCACCCUGCUUUGUUCAAAGGGAAGAAGUUUGAUAUUCGUUAUAUUGUUCUGGUCCGCAGCAUGAAACCGUUGGAAAUAUUCCUUUCUGACAUUUUCUGGGUUAGAUUGGCAAACAAUGCGUAUACUUUGGACAACCACAGUUUUUUUGAAUAUGAGACUCAUUUCACUGUUAUGAAUUACAGGGGGAUAUUAAAUCACAUGAAUAUAUCAGAUUUUAUUAAGGAGUUUGAACAGGAACAUCAAGUUAAAUGGUUGGAUAUCCAUACAAGAGUUCAAAGAAUGAUCCGAUCUGUUUUCAAGUCAGCUGCAACGGUGCAUCCAGAAAUGCACAGUUCAACGUCAAGGGCCAUGUAUGGUGUGGAUGUCAUGCUUGAUUGCCACUUCCAGCCGAAGUUAUUGGAGGUCACCUAUUGCCCCGACUGUACUAGAGCAUUGAAGUAUGACACUGAAGCUGUGAUGAAAGGGGGAGAAAUUGUUAAAGGUCGUGACUUCUAUAAUUGUGUUUUUGGUUGUCUUUUUUUAAAUGAGACUACUCAUGUAUCUCCCUUGUAGUUGAGCUACUCAUGUAGCCAUUGAAAGUUUGUACUGAUUUGUAUCGGCACCAACUUCAGAAGAUAGAGAUAUUAUGCUGGAA
Ilex paraguariensis (yerba mate) is the source of this 2701-nucleotide messenger RNA. The record is from the annotation of a GenBank genome assembly. NCBI's taxonomy places the organism in Eukaryota, Viridiplantae, Streptophyta, Magnoliopsida, Aquifoliales, Aquifoliaceae.